Molecule: messenger RNA, 707 nt
Organism: Dendroctonus ponderosae (mountain pine beetle)
Lineage: Eukaryota; Metazoa; Arthropoda; Insecta; Coleoptera; Curculionidae
Exons: 4
Coding region: 180-533 (117 amino acids)
Source: RefSeq, a predicted model, not a curated record
GCAGCGACGGCAGUUUCAAGAGCGGCUGUUUAUAUCCGCUGAACGCGUAAAAUUGCGUAAAGUUUCCAACUUAAUGUAGUCCCAUUGAGAUGCUAUUUCUGGUGAUGUCAAAAACGCCAGGCGACAAAGGAGCCAAAAAAUAGUUCGGAAAUAAUGACUUUUGAUCGAAUCUACCGUUGAUGAUCAGUGCCACAAUGUCCAUGCUAUAUUCGAGUGAUCCAUCGGAAAAUGUGUUGUGUUCAAAUGAUUCGUCAGCCAACUGUGCACCAUGCGUUUGGACGAACCUCUCUGCGCCGCCCGCCAGCAUUUUGGAUAGCAUUCCAGUUUCAGAAGAUCCACGUACACAAGUGCUAAGAAUUUAUUCGUAUGGAAUGGCGCUACCGACAAUUUGCGGUCUCGGAAUCAUUGGAAAUAUCUUCAACCUCAUAGUGCUGACCAGGAAGAACAUGAGAGGAACUGCCUACAUCUACAUGCGCGUUUCCCAGUUAUCACUGAAAGCGGAACAUACAGCGAAACAGUCUAAAGAGCCCUGAAAAGAAGUGGCUCUGAAAUUGAGGCUCUAACAGCCCUAAUGUGAAAAGCACGCCCGCAGUGGGUGAUUCGAUAAACCUCUUACGAAGGGUUGGCAAAUGGAAUGUAACACCCACAUACACGAACGAUCAACAGCGAAUUAGUCUGGACGGCACCUAAUGGAAGCAAUGUUAUUU